Messenger RNA from Papaver somniferum (opium poppy), 1197 nucleotides. Its product is annotated as high mobility group nucleosome-binding domain-containing protein 5-like. The transcript is spliced from 7 exons. The record is from RefSeq and is a predicted model, not a curated record. The coding region runs from base 1 to 1197 and encodes 398 amino acids. NCBI's taxonomy places the organism in Eukaryota, Viridiplantae, Streptophyta, Magnoliopsida, Ranunculales, Papaveraceae.
AUGGAUAGCAUAAGGAAAAAUGUUGAGGAACCACUUAAAGUUAAUGGUUGUAUGGUUUACCUGUUGAUGCAACCUGGAUGGGUAAAACCUUGGAGUGAUGAGAAGAAACAAGUUACAGAAGAGUACAGGAAGAACAUGCAACAACAUAGUACAGAUGCACUGAACUUCAUUGAAGAAAAAGCCAAGAAAAUUUAUGAAGUUGGUCUGAGGAAUGUGCAAAAUGAUAAGGAUGCUGAGGAGGAGCAAGGUGAGACAAGUGGCAAAGCUGGUGAUGUGGAUGACAAUGAUGAUGAUGAUAGUGAUGAUGAUGAUGAGGAAGGACAGGAAGGCAAUAGAAGUGGCAAAGCUUAUGAUGUGGAUGACAGUGAUAAGGAUCAGGAGGAGGAGGGUGAUGAGGAUGGGGAGGAUGGUGGUGCCAAAGGUGGUGAUGAGGAGCAAGAUGAGGAGGAUGGUGGUGCCAAAGGUGGUGAUGAGGAUCAUGAGGAGGAGGGUGAUGAGGAUGAAGAGGAUGGUGGUGCCAAAGGUGGUGAUGAGGAGCAGGAUGAGGAGGAUGGUGGUGCCAAAGGUGGUGAUGAGGAGCAGGAUGAGGAGGAUGGUGGUGGAAAAGGUGUUGAUGAUCAGCAGGAUGAGGAGGAGGGUGGUGGCAAAGGUGGUGAUAUUCAUGAUGAUGAUCUGCAAGGUGGCAAAGGUGGUGAUAUGCGCGGUGAUGACACUGACAAAGAGGGUAGAAAAGGUAGUGAUGACGAGGGUGACAAAUCUGAAAAGCGAAGCACUCCUCUGUCAAAGACAAAUGAAGAGAAGGAUGGCAAAGAUGAAACAAGGCAAGGUGUUGAGUUUGAAACUGCUAAGAAGCCUAGAACUUCUCUGCCAGAGACAGCUGCAUACCAGGAUGCCACUAAAACAGCUGAAAUUGAUGAGGCUACUAUAAUCGCAGCUGAAGCCGUAUCUCAGCUGGACCUUAAAGGCAUGUUGCCGGUUGAAGAAGAUCUGAUUUUACUCACACAGGGAGAAGAUCGCCAGAAUGAUCAUUAUGCAUCAAUUGAGGACCUCCUAGACAACUUGUCUGAAAGUGUUUUCAUAAAGCUUGAAAAAAGUUGUUACAGAAUGGCAGCAUCUGACGUGAAGGAAAAGAUGGCAACCGUGAUCCAUGAAUGUCCAAGCUUUCAGUUGUUGAGCAAAGAAGAUCCUCAAGAAUAG